This is a messenger RNA of Clonostachys byssicola, 2841 nucleotides long. The record is from the annotation of a GenBank genome assembly. NCBI's taxonomy places the organism in Eukaryota, Fungi, Ascomycota, Sordariomycetes, Hypocreales, Bionectriaceae.
AUGCUCCGCUUGGCUCUGUUGCUCUCGUUGGUGUGGUGGGCCGCCCCGGCGGCGGCGUUUGGAGCUGGAAACAUCGCUUCCAUCUCCAAGGUGGAAGGAAAGAAUUGGCGACAUGGUGAUAUUGAGGAUGUGUUGCUCAGCCUUGCCGCUGCGCACGCCUACAACCGAGGCAAGAAGUUCAGCAAGCUCAUGAUCAAGCAGACCUACCUGGGUAACUGGUGCCGCGACUACUCUCAGGCCAUCGAUGUCGGAACGGUCAAGGCUGUUUCCGCCGAGGCCAUCCGUCUUCUGCUUUGCGUUCUUGGCUUUAUGACCUUCGGCUACGGUUCUGGCGAAUUCGAGAUCACGGCCGACAGACUCGGAUGCUACCGACCCGAGGAGCACAUCGAUAACCCCAAGGGCUAUGGCGAAGGCGUAGAUGCUCGCAACUAUGAUAGAAGACUCCGAGGCCCUAUCGAUGAAGAAACCGAGCUGGCUGUCGACGAGGAAACUGGCAUGAAGAACUACAUUGCCAAUGAACGCAUUGGCAUCAUGACUUCUGCAGACCUUCUCCGAAGACUGAUUAGUGGAUGCGUUGAGAAGGGCCGCCGCUACAAGGACAACAACAAUAAGAGAGAUUUGCAUGAGUCCCUUCGCUUGCUUGGAACAGCCCUCCACUGCCUUGAAGACUUCUACGCCCAUAGCAACUACGUGGAGCUCGCACUCAUUGAACUCGGCGAGCGUGAUGUCUUUCCCCAUGUUGGUAGCAACACCCAGAUCAGACUUCAGGGAGCUCGUGGCUCCGUCUUCCCAAUCGUUACGGGUACAUUUGGUGGUGUUGAUUUCCUCCACAGUGUGACUGGUGAAGUAUCCGACAAGUUGACUCAGAAUGAAAUCGACGAACUGGAGGGAACUCUCCAGGAAAGUGCCAAGUCCGAUACCAGCCUUCUCAAGGAUCUCCUUGACAAGAUUCCCGAUGGUAUCUUUGGUGACAAGCACGAAAGCGACAAGCUUGAGCAGCUCCAGGAGAACGCUAAUAACGCUCAGAUGGAGAACAUGAAUGUUUCUCCCCGUGAACCAGAGGAGUUCACCCGUUACAUUCAACAAGUUUACGGGCAAGUUUUGCCCGUCAUCGAGUUUCACGAUGAGAUCAUGAAGGGCAUUACUGCUGCCAUUGAGAAGAUCCCCGUGCUCCCUAAAAUCAUUGAGCAGUUGGAGGAGGAGCUUUCGCGCUUCGUCUUCUCUCUCAUUGCCCCAUUUGUUGUUCCCCUCAUCCAGAACAUCAAGAACGAGUUGGCAACUGGCUCCAACCAGAUCAUCGAGAGCAGUGAGGCUGAACAGCACGUUGUGUUCGAUAACGAUGACUCGAGCGACCCAACUCACUCGAUGCUGUCCAAGGACCAUUUUACCAACAUCCUGAAUGAAAUCGCUGGCCAAAGUGCGGCUAAGAUGAUUACUUGGGUAGUGCCCCAGAUCAUGGAGGCUAUCGACGAUGAGAGCGUUGAUGUGAACCGAUUGGUCACCCGCAUUGUCAACGGAGUUAUGCACCACCCCGCCCAGCGUGAGAUGGGCGACGACGGAGCUCAAGAGGGUCGCCAACAGAUCUUCCAGGCCGUCCAGGAAUGGUGGAGCGAGAUGGGCGAAGACCAGCGCCAGGACUACCGCCGCAAGCUGAGCCGACGUGGCGUCCAGAACGGAGAGAACCACAAGGAGGGCGUCUACGACACUGGCCAUGGCCACGGCUGCAGCGGUAAGCUCAAGAUGCAGAAGCUGUACGGCGAGCCCGAGACUAUGGAAGAUAAGAUCGCCAGUGCCGCGGCUGGAGCGAUCAUCUCAGGCGCUGCUGAAGCACUGGGCGGCGGCAACGGCGGUGGUAAGAACACCUCCGGCGGCGACCUCGGUGGCUUCCUCGGAGCACUGGGAAGUGCCUUGGGUGUUGGUGGCGAUGAUGGCGAGACGAAGAAGAAGAAGAACCGACGUGAUGAUGAGGAUGAGGAUGAAAACCAGGGCAGCAGCUACCAGCAGAGUUCGUACGGAGGACAUAACACUUCCUCGUAUGGACAAUCCGAAUCCUACAGCCAGGGAUUUAACAACAACUCUCGCCAGGAGAGCCGCUACGGUGGUGGUGGUGAGGCCGAUUCAUACAGCCAGGGCUAUGGAUCUUCCCAGCAGAGCUAUGGUCGCUCCGAGGAACGCCGUCACGAAAGUGGUGGCUAUGGUAGCGAGCAACGCCAGGGCGGUUACGGAGGUGGCUACGGUGGCUCUGAUGAGCGCCGUAACGAAGGUGGUUACGGAGGUGGCUACGGCGGCUCCGAGGAGCGCCGUCAGGAGAGCCGCUACGGUGGUGGCGAGGCCGAUACAUACAGCCAAGGCUAUGGAUCUUCCCAGCAAAGCUACGGUCGCUCCGAGGAGCGCCGUCAUGAAAGUGGUGGCUAUGGCAGCGAGCAGCGCCAGGGUGGUUACGGAGGCGGUUACGGAGGCUCUGAUGAGCGCCGCAACGAAGGUGGCUAUGGGGGUGGCUACGGCGGCUCUAGCGAGCACCGCCGACGCGAUUCCAACGACUCGGAUGAGGAGAAGAAGCAUCGACGACGCAAGUCAAAUGACUCUGACGAAGAAAGAGAGCAGCGCUACCGCCGUGAUGAUUCUGAUGACUCUGAUAAGAGAAAGCAUCAUGGACGCCGCCGCGGAUCUAACGAUGAUGAUGAUGAUAAUGAACGCCGCGGAGGCUACGGUGGUUCCUCCGGUGGUUAUGGCGGAGGAGGUUACAGGCAGGAGGGAGGCUAUGGCGGUGAUGGUGGCUAUGGAGGCGGCGGUGGUUAUGGAGGCAAUGAGAGCUACGGUGGAGGCUACCGUAACUACUGA